This is a messenger RNA of Bipolaris oryzae ATCC 44560, 801 nucleotides long. RefSeq lists its product as uncharacterized. The coding region runs from base 1 to 801 and encodes 266 amino acids. Lineage: Eukaryota; Fungi; Ascomycota; Dothideomycetes; Pleosporales; Pleosporaceae. The transcript is spliced from 2 exons. The record is from RefSeq and is a predicted model, not a curated record.
AUGUUCGAACUGCCGGAUGCGAAGCGGGUGCGCCGCGAUGAGCUCCAGUCGCCCACAUCAUCACCACGCUCUUCGCCGGAUCGAGACCUCGAAGAGCUUUUGCGGUCCAAGGCUCACAGCCAAUUUACGUAUACAACGGCCGAAGAAGUUGUUGAAGAUGCUGCGCACAGCGAUGACGACGAGGCGGAACUGCGACUCUUUGCUGCACCUUCAAAUGCGCCCGCGCAAACACACAAGAUCCGUUUGUCGUCCCCCACUGCCGACAGUGGAGAGCCGGGCCUCAUCUUGAAGAAGCCCAGAAGCUACUAUUUUGCCGAUGAGCCCACAAGUGACGAGGAGGCUACCUUCCGGGCGGCAGCUAUCGAUGGAAAGGGCGUCUUGGAGCUGUCACAGCUGCCUUGGCCGGGUUGCGCCUUGCCGUGGAAAGUGCGCAAAAUCUCGCCAACAGGGAUGAGAAAAGAAGUCCUCGUCGGCCAUCCUCCAAUGCUCGCCACGGUAGAGGAAAGGAUACACAAGCGCACAAGAAAGAGCAAGAAGACGCGAAUUGCGAUUAGAAAGAAGGUGCAGGCGAACAAGCAGAAAGAGAGUGAGCAGGCACGGCUUGCGCAGGAGAAGCUAGAGGCGGAGCGCGAAAAGAAGACGCGUAGGAACAGAGAAAAGAAGCUGAAGAAGAAGGCAAAAGAGCAGGCCAAGAAGGCGGCAGACGGAGAGAAUGAAGAGACCAAGGAGGUUGCGGGAGAUGCAGAAGAAGCAUCUGUGACUAACCCUACUUCCGCUCCCGCGGAUGACGCCAUGACCUAA